Molecule: messenger RNA, 7373 nt
Organism: Pantherophis guttatus
Lineage: Eukaryota; Metazoa; Chordata; Lepidosauria; Squamata; Colubridae
Source: RefSeq, a predicted model, not a curated record
CAAUGGAUUCUAAACUGAAGCUGAGUCAGCGUUGUGCAGCUUCAGAAAAGGCGCAUGUAGUUUUAGCGUUCAUUUGUUUAGAUGUCAAAUCAAGCCAUCUGACUCUGUUUUGUUGACCUUCCUGGAUUUUGUUUGGCCAGCUACUGCCUGCAUUUAAAAUGGAUAUUAAAAAGAUUGGAAUGGGGUCAGAGGUAGCAGUGACGCUGGGCAGAGACAUAGAAAACAAGCCCUACUUUAUUAUUUAUUAACCAAUUUAUAUAAACUGCCCAUCAAACAAAUUCUGGAUGGUGUAGAAAGAGCUAAAAACAUUGGAAUGUUGACAGCCUGGAGCAGAAACAGAUUAGAGGUCAUGUAAUGUUUACACAGCACACCGAACCAGAAACUACCCAACCAUGUUUUUAACCUUGCAUGGUUCUGUAAACUUGGCCCAGUGGUUAGUUUAGACUAAGUUGAGGACAAAAAAAGUCUAUCUAGGAUGCCAGAACUGCCAUCCUUUGUUUUUUGGGCCUGCGGAGGGAUGGUAUUGCGCUUAUACUUCAAGGUUUGACCUUUAAAAUUCAGAUUGUUUUAAUUCUGAUCUUCAAAAGGGACCUGUGUCUUUUGCAACCUGCAAUCUUAUCUGGUUGCCGAGCAUUUGAUAACCUCAAACAGUUGACAAAAGUAGAGUUUUCUGCUUUGUUUAUUUUCCUGAGGCUCCUCGAUUUGCCCACUUUCUGUGUGGUAUUAAAUUUCAGGUUUUGGAAGUACAGGUUAGUCCUCGACUUCCAACUAUUCGUUUAGCGACCAUUUGAAAUUACAGCAGCACUGAGAAAGUGACUUGCAACCAGUCCUCGUACUUGCGACUGUUCCCACAAUCACUUGAUCAAAAGUCAGGCACUUGGCAGCUAGCAUGCAUUUAUGACUGUUGCAGUGUCUUUUUUGGGGGGGUGAGACGGUAUCACCAUUUGCAACUUCCCAGCUGGCUUCUGACAAGCAAAGUCAGUGGGGGAAGAUGAAUAACUGCAUGAUUAACAACUCAAGUGAUCCGCUUAACAACUGUGGCAAAAAAGGUUGCAAAAUUGGGCGCGACUCACUUAACAAUGGAAAUUGUUUAACUUAGCAAAUUUGAAAUUGUGGUCCCAAUUGUGGUCAUAAGUCAAGGACUACCUGCAGCCUAAAAAGGUGAAUUCUAGAGCGCAUUUGACGCAUGGAGGGCUGUUGUUCCAGAUGCCUGUGGCCUCCAAGGUGGAACGGCCUCCUCGUAUUGGAGACUUCUCGACCAGAGGGAUAUGCAAGAGAACUACGAGACUCUGAUCUCUCUGGCAGAAGACAUGGCAAUCACCCUGCCCCGAAUCACUGCACUAGCUGAGCCCCACCGGAGAGGGUUGGCAUCAGGAUUUCCACUUUCUAAAUCUGAUCUGCUCUCCUGGAUGGAGCGAGAAGAUUCAUGGAUUCCAGAACUUCAGGGAUGUGACGAAAGGACAAUGCCAUCUCAAAUAAAUCCAGGGGAAGAAUUGAGAGAAAGGCAUGAACCUGUUCCUCCGGAAGUAAUUCCUAGCAAAACAAAUCUGCAAAAGGUGAAUGUCCUAGAGAGGAAUCCAAUGGAAGCUGAGAAACAACCACUAGGGACUGGGCCGAGGGGUUCCCUAACCAAAGGAAAGGAGCAGCAAGACAAACCCCUCCCACAGACCAUGGUUGCUUCCAAUCCCCAGAUGUCCCUUAGAAAACCACCAGCGCAUAGCAAGAACCACCAAUGUGCAGAGUGUGGCAAAAGCUUCAGCCAGAAAUCCAACCUUCUCCGGCAUCAGAGGCUGCACCUAGACAAAAGAUUCCACAAGUGUGACCAGUGUGAUAAAAGCUUCUCUGAGGCCGAGGCCCUGGUCACACACCAGAAAGGCCACGCAAGCAAUAAACCGUACAAGUGUGAGGAAUGUGGGAAAAGCUUCAACUGGACCUCACACCUGGAACGGCACCAGCGGAUCCAUACCGGAGAGAAACCGUUCCAAUGCAAGGAGUGCGGGAAGGCCUUCAGUGUUGGAUCACACCUGGAAAGGCAUCGGCGUAUCCACACCGGGGAGAAGCCUUAUCAGUGCAAAGAGUGUGGGAAGAGCUUCAGUGUUAGCUCCACCCUGGUCCAGCACCAGAGGACUCACGCCAACGACAAGCCCUACCAGUGUGAGGACUGUGGGAAGGGCUUCACGCUCGGGGCCAACUUGGCGGCUCACCAGAGGAAACAUCUGGGCCAGAAGCCCUAUGAGUGCCCCGAUUGUGGGAAAAGUUUCAGCUUCACCUCUCACCUAGAGAGACACCAGCGGAUUCACACGGGAGAGAGGCCCUACCAGUGUCCCGACUGUGGGAAGCGUUUCAGCCGCAGCUCCCACCUUUACAGGCACCAAAGAAUCCACACGGGGGAGAAGCCACAUCAGUGUACAGAUUGUGGCAAAAGCUACUACCUCAGUGCGGCCACCCUCCAUCACCUUCAGACAUCUCCAACCCGAAGCAGGGACCCCACCAAAUGCACCGAAUGUAACCGCAAGCGGGUGGCCCCUCAGCCUCCCCCACCUCCUCCCUCCCUGCCAAAGUCUAUCGGGAAACCCUUUAAAUGCUCUGACUGUGGGAAAGGGUUUGGCCAGAGUUCGUCCCUGGUGAAACACCAGCGGAUCCACACCGGAGAGAGGCCCUAUCAGUGUCCUGAGUGUGGGAAGAACUUCAGCUGGUGUUCGGCCCUGAUCAAACACAAGCGGACCCACACAGGGGAAAAGCCCUUUCGGUGUGGGGACUGUGGGAAAGCGUUCAGCGUCAGCUCCCAUUUGGAAAGGCACCAGCGCGUGCACGCUCCCGACCGGCCCCACAAGUGUGCCGAGUGUGGGAAAACCUACGGGGAACUGGCCUCACUAGUCAAGCAUCAGAAAUCCCACGUGCCUGGGAGCAAGCAUUAUCGGUGCUCUGACUGCGGGAAAAGUUUCAGCUGGAGCUCCCACCUGGAAAGACACCAGAGAAUCCAUACGGGGGAAAAGCCCUACCAGUGCGGUGACUGUGGGAAGUGCUUCAGUGUCAGUUCCCACCUGGACCGCCACCGGAGAAUCCACACGGGAGAGAAGCCCUACCACUGCGGUGAAUGUGGGAAGAGCUUCAGCGUCAGCUCUACACUCUUGCAGCACCAACGAACACACUCGAGUGGAAAGCCUCACAAGUGCAAGGAGUGUGGGAAGCGAUUCGUGGCCGGGGCACAGCUGCUCACGCACCAGCGGGCCCACCGCGGCGAGAAACCCUACGACUGCACCGUCUGCGGGAAGAGCUUUGGCUUCGUCUCCCAUCUGGAGCGGCACCUGAGGGUGCACACAGGCGAGAAGCCUUACCCGUGCGCUGAGUGUGGGAAGUGUUUCAGCCGCAGCUCGCACCGGAACCGCCAUCAGCAUACUCAUGUGGAAGAGGGGCUUCCGAAAGAACAACCUGAAGUCCAGAAGGGCAGCUCUGUUUUGACUGAGACUAAGCACGCCAAAGAAGUGCUUCCUAUUGUUCCUGACCCUCCUCUUUCUCUCAUGCCCUCCUGGUGGAGUGAGGUGGAGAGGAACAGCAUCCCCCCAGCUGCUUCCACCUGGCCCGAGGCCCCACUGCCUUUCCAGGGCUUCAUCCCCAAUGCUGUCUCAGCUGGAGGGCUGCGGAGCUGGGGUGGGAAAGGAUUCUUACCUUCAGAUCCAUGGAGGUUAGGAGAAAACAGCUGUAGAUGGGCAUCCCCCUACCUUCAAGAGGGAUGGCCACCCCCUCCCCCAACAUCCUAGCUGCUCAAAGCAAUUUUGUGGGGUGGAUGGGUUAGACGAAGCAAUUAUCUUCUCUCCUCACUCAACAAAUUGGGCAGAGUGCUAAUUUUGUCCAAUUGGAGCCAUGAAGAGCUGGUUUGCAAUGGACUGGAAUGGAAUAUAGUUGCUGUCCUAAAAGAGAAGGAAGCCACCUUUGUGUUCUUCUGAGGGAGGUUUACACAGGCCUGGAGCUUUUGAUAUGAGGCAUACUCAGGGUUGCAAUAAUGCCUGGAUCGUAUGCAUUCUGAAGUGGUAGAAUACUGUUGUUAAGAGUCCUUGGUGAUCUCUGAGCUUAGUCCUUGCUUAUGGACCUUUCAUAACCCAACCAGGUAACGUCAUCAGUGAUAGUUGGAUAAUGAAAGGUCUGCAAACACCUGUGAUGUUACCUUUUUUUUUUUAACUUAGUUGGGUAAUGAAAGGUCUGUAAGCAAACACCCAAGCUCAGAGAACACCAAGAAGUGUUCAACCCAGAGCUACAGAUAUUCUCUUCUAUUGAGAGAAUACUAGUGGUUUUAUCGAUGAUUUGAACUUGCUUAUUACCAUAAGUUGGUGGGGAAAAGUUCAAGGCAGCAGCCAGCUGAGCAAAAGCUAUAUGCUUCUUCUUUACCCAACGAUUAUGAUUAAUUGGAAGUGUCAGGGUUCCAAGUAACACCCCAAUGAAAGAAGACUCCGAGGCUAGAAGUUCCUCAAAGUUCCACUUUAUUAGAGAUGUCAUAUUGGCACAUCUGGGAAAACCCGAAUCUGAAAGCUCCUGGGUUUUCCCCACCAAAAGGAAAGUCAAAGCCCCUUUCCCUGCACUCAUAUGUCCAUCACAUGGUCCAAUCAAUCCACCGUCCCAACUGGAGAUGCCUCCUACUCACGCCACUCCAGGUGCAGGCUGAACGUCCUUGACUCCUAGAGAAAAGAAUGUUGUUAUGGUUAUAUAACUCUACCACUCCAUGCAAUCCCCCCUCCCGUUUUCCCACAGCACUAAGGGUGGCAGCCCUGAAGAUCCAAAGAAAAAGAUGGCCUCCAGGACUGACAUACCAGGCAUAGGAUGGUGGUGUACGUGAGGGUCCAUUUAUUUACAGGUAGGGUGUCCCAGCUACCUUCUUAAGGCAUCCAAAGUUUACUUGGUGUUGCACCACAAUCUGAAGAAGCUGCAGAAAACACACUUGAAGCAUUUAGCCUGCCUGAAGUUGGAGAGCCUUGAGAGUCAGUAUCCCCUUUCUGGUAGCAUCUUACUACAAGGCAAGGAAGGAAAUCUGAAACCAGAUUCCUCUUCUUCGUGGCAUCAUUUGUGCUGCAUGUAGAUUGUCCCAAAGUUGAUCUCUAGGUGGGAAGAGACUUCUGCUUGAAAUCCCAAUGAGCCGCUGAGAAUCGUCUCAAGCCAGCUAUACCGACAAGUCCCUAUCAAUCCUGACUGAUGACUCUGCUGGCUGAGACUCAUGGAGGUUUGCUCUAAGACAAAGGUGCCAAACUUAGACAAGAUAUUUAUUGUAGAUCAGUAAUGGGAGCCUGUAGUGAUGUUUCAAAUCCCAUAAACUAUUGCUAUCAUCAAGAAGGACGGAAAAUGGUGCCGUCAGCCUUGCAAAGUAGUCCAAGCAGAAAGCAUGUCUGAAUGAACUCCUUCUGCUUUAUUGUACAGUUACAUUAACGGAAACUUACAAGUCUGAAAAUAUUUUUUUUUCCUGCAUUUACCUGUCAAGAAAUUAGGAAGGGUCCCUUCUGAGAUAUUUGCCAUUCCAACAUUCCUUUUGUAGGCUAAACUACCUGAGGUUGCACUACUCCAGACAGACCGGGUCUGUAAUUUGGGGGUCCUUAUGGACUCGUAGCACCUGCUCAAAACACAAGUGACAGUCGUGGCUAAGAGGGUCAUUGCACACUUACAGAUGGUGCACCAUUGUGCCCAUACCUAAACCAAGAGGCCCUGCUCACAGUAACUCAAAUCCUUGUAAUUUCUCAUUUAGACCACUGUAACACACUCCAUAUGGGGCUGCCCCUGAAGAUCACUCAGAAACUUCAACUGGUACAGAAUGUGGCUGCAUGGGUAGUAAAUGGUGCCAGAUACAUGGCAUGCAUAAUACCAUUUUUGCCUGAGCUACAUCGAUUGCCAGUGUUUCUUGGUUCAAGGUGCUAGUGAUUAGCUUUAAAGGCCUACAUUGCUUGGUACUGGGGUACCUGAGGUAUCACCUUUUUCCAAGAGUCUCUACCUGUUGAGCAGAAUGGGCAUACUGCAGAUCCUGUCAGCCAAAGAGUGUCGGCUGAUGGAGACUAGAAGAUGGGCUUUUUCUACAGUGGCCCGUUCUAUGGAACAUCUUCCCUUCAGAGAUUAAAAUGGCGCCAACCCUGUUAGUCUUUCAUAAAUCCUAAAAUCCUGACAAUGUUCCUGAGCCUGGGGGCGCCAAAUGUGUUAAGGGCCCCACCUCCUGGCUAUAUUGCUAACUGGCCAAGUAUCUCGGCUGCUAUAUAUAUUUAUGUUGGAUGUUUCUCUUGUUUUCUUUUCUUUUUUUUUUAUGUUUUUAGUAUUUUAAUUGUAAUAUAUUUUUUGAAUUGUAAACCAUCCAGAAUCAUUGACUGAGAUGAGUGGCUAUAGAAAUGGAAUGGAUGGAUGAAUUUUAUUGAGAGGAGAGCAGUGGAAUAAAACAAAAACUUGCUACAAAUAACAAUUUAUAAAUGUUCCUAAUUUCCAACACAAUAAUAUUUUCGGGGACUCAUAAGUCAAUUUAAAAGUAAUGAAUUUUGCAUGGGAGCGUAAAGAAAUUUCAGCUGCCAUCCUAUUGAUGCUUCUUUGGCAUUAAAGUCUAUGGAACUCACUUGCAUUUAUUUCAGAGUAAAUAUGUUUUGUUUUAAACAUAAAGCACUCAUUUGGAGAAAACUGGUAGCACCAGAUAAAGUAGAAAGUUGGAAUUUAUUUUUGCACCCAAGUGAUUUAAGUUCAAAUCCCACUUCAGCAGCAGAAUCACCAGAUGAUUGGUGUUUGUUAACUCUCUUAGCCUCAGUUCCCCAUCUGUAAAAUGGAAAUUAGAGUUUCUUAUUCUGAAGAUUUACCAUUUAAAAAAUAUUUUCUUUUGCCUAAUCCAAAGUCUGACACUACAUUUCCCCAAUCUAUUAUUUGAAUUAAAACAAAAUACAAUUGUAUUCAAAUAACAGGGAUUCCCCAACAAAUAUUAUAAUGGCCUGAUAUAUAUCAUGCUAAGGCAGGGGGUGGCAACCUCUUGCAACACCUUGAACCAUUUAUCCAAUUCCAUAUUAGUCUGGUGUGUUGUGUGAACCCUGCCAAUCAAUACUAUCCACUUAGUUGGAAUAUUCUUUGGUUUAUCCAUCAGUUCCUAAUGGUCAUCUUAUUCCCCACCUUCUAACAUGAUGCUGAAACAAUAAUGACAAACAUCUGUGAACUGCAGAAUUCACUGCAAGAGAAUUAUUUGACAAAUCUGGAACUUCAAAAUUCACAUCAGAUAAGAUAGAUAAGAUAUAUGCAUGCCUGCAUCACAAAAUAAUAAUUUCACCAUCUGGAAUUCAAUUAAAAGACUUGUGUAAAAACAACUUAAUCAUACUCUAAUAUUAACUAUUGUUGAAGUCUGUGGACCACAAUAAAGAAUGAAACCACAAUUG